GUGUGAAGUUAGUUACUUACUUAAUAUAAAUUACAAUUGUGGAGUCAAAUAAGUGUAGAUAUAAAUAAUAUUUUUGUUUGAUAACAAAAAGAAUAUUUAAUUUCUCCGAAUUAUAAUAUUGAUAUAAAAAUUUAAUAGCUACUACAUUCAUUUUACGAAAUAACAAAUGGAUGUUUGAUUCAUAAGAAUGUUGAACAAGAUAUUAUUAAUAUUGAAUAUGACAACGAUAAAUCAAAUUGAUAAAUCUUUACCAUUCACGUUGAAACGAGGACAAGAAAAAUUUGAAGAUACUGAUGAUGAUAAUACAAGUCUCGAGGAUAUUAAUGAUCUUCUAUCAAUAUCAAUACCUUCACUUUCGGCGAAUAAAUUUCACAUUCCUACCGAUCUAAAUGAUGAAUUUCUUCGAUUAACUACUACGGUUCGUGCUGUAUAUUUUUCAUAUCUUCAUAAAUGUUUACUCACUAAUUAUAUUCUUUGCUAUAAAGAGAAAAAUGAAGAUAUUCCAAGUAGUCAAUUAAAAAAAUGUGCAAAUGAAAUGGAAUUGCUUGCAGUGCGAUCAUCUUUAGAAGCUACUUUAUAUAGACAAAAUAUGUUAAAAUUAAUUUCAGAUGUAAAAUCACAUACAUCAGAAAAAAAAGCUUAUAAAAAAUUAAUAAUAUUUUUAGAAACCCCAUCAACUAAAGUAGACAUUGGGGUUCAAACAAUUAAUACAUGGGCAGAAUUAGAAAGAGCAGAUAAUAUACAAAGUAUAUGUAUUACAUCUAAUUGUGAAGAAUUAUCCUUACAUAAAGAAACACCGAAAUAUAAAGAAGAAGAUGACAUGAAUAAUGAAAGUGAAGAUUAUGAUAUAUCUUCUCAAUUAACUAUUUGCAAUAAUACAACUUCACCUACUAUAAAUUCUACUCAUUUCCAUGAUAAAAUACAAAAUAAAUUCAAUAUCAAAUCAGAUGAAGAAAUAAAAAAAAUGAUAGUAGAUGAAGAGACAAUGAAAGAAGAUAGCAAUAUUUUUAAUUAUAUAAAAAAUAAUUCUAAUUCUCAAAUUCCAAACCAAUCUAAUAUUCAAAAUGAUGAUGAAAAUUCACAGGAUUCGCUUUUACAACACAUGGAAGACAUGUUUUGCGAUAGUGACGAUAGUAGUGAUCUUAUGACAUUAAUUGAAAAACAUUCAGGUGUUACUAAAGCUAAUAUGGAUAAGGUUAAUGCUCUUCUUCCACAUAAUUCAAAUGGCUCUAUUAAUAUGCCUGAAAAUAAUAUAAAAAUUAAUUCUGUUAAAAAUACUAAUAUAAAGACAUUAAAUACAAAUACAGGAAAGUAUAGUUUUAGUUACUAUAAAGAAAUGAAAACCAGACAAACUAAUAAAUUACCAGUUGAAAAUGAAACAAUAGAAAAUAAACAUAAACGUAGAAUAAACAGUAUUUGGUUUGUUGAACGUGUAUAUCAAGUAUCUAAAUUAAAGGCAAAAAUGACAGAAUUAUCUUUAAAAGAUUAUAGAAAACAUGGUAGAGUUAAAGAAAAAUUCAUUGAAUUAUUUGGAGAAACUGAUGACGAAGAAAUGAUGCCAGAUUCACCUAUUUGUAUAGAAGAACAUUUAACUGCAUGUAAAGAAAGAAUAGCACCAUGGAUUGUAAAACAUUUGAUGCCAUUCUAUAAAAAACGAAGAAUUAAAGAUAGGCAGUUAUUUAAAAUAGUUGCAAAGCAUGUAGCUGAUAUGCUUAUUAUUGAAAAUACAUUUCCUGAACAAGACUGUGUGAGCAAAUAUAUAGAAACAUACUUCAAAAAUAAAAAAUUUAUUAGAACUAAACAAGAUGUAUAUUUAUAAAUAUACAUUGUGUAAUUUAAUCUGUUAGGUCGAAAAAAUCUCAUAAAAUGUUUCAUAUAAUUCAAUUAUUAAUAUUGCAUUUAUUCAAAUAAAAGUUUUAAGCUUGAGAUUAAAUUAAAA
Molecule: messenger RNA, 1939 nt
Organism: Apis florea (little honeybee)
Lineage: Eukaryota; Metazoa; Arthropoda; Insecta; Hymenoptera; Apidae
Biological process (GO): regulation of DNA-templated transcription
Cellular component (GO): chromosome
Source: RefSeq, a predicted model, not a curated record